AUGGAAAAUCCUGAAGUGGCCGUGAGCAGCUGCAGUUCUCAUGAUGGUGAAAAUGUUUGCAGCUACAAACGGCACCCAUCAAUAUCACAGGAGGGGCUUUUGGAAGACCAGCUUAGAAGGAAGUUAAAAUUUUUCUUCAUGAACCCAUGUGAGAAAUUCUGGGCCCGGGGCAGAAAGCCUUGGAAACUUGGGAUUCAAUUACUCAAAAUAGUAAUGGUUACAGUUCAGCUGGUGGUUUUUGGAUUGAGCAACCAAAUGGUGGUAGCCUUCAAAGAAGAGAACACUAUUGCGUUCAAACACCUCUUCUUGAAAGGAUACAUGGACAGAAUGGAUGAUACCUACGCUGUAUACACACAAACAGAUGUCUAUGACCAGAUAUUCUUUGCAAUAAAUCAGUACUUACAGCUGCCCAACAUCUCUGUUGGAAAUCAUGCUUAUGAGAAGAGGGGAGCAGAGGAGACAGCUCUGGCCAUUUGUCAGCAGUUCUACAAGCGAGGAAUCAUCUGUCCUGGAAAUGACACCUUUGAUAUAGACCCAGAGAUUGUGACUGACUGCUUGUACAUUGAGCCAAUUACACCGUUAGACAACACAACAGUGGGAAAGCACAAUUUGAAUUUCACUCUGGAUUUCCACAGACUGGUGACCGUGCAGCUCACGUUCAAUCUGAAGGCAAUCAACCUCCAGACCGUUCGUCACCAUGAGCUCCCUGACUGUUACGAUUUCACUUUGAGGAUAGUGUUUGAUAAUAAAGCACAUAGUGGAAGAAUUAAAAUAAGUCUCAACAACGACAUAGCGAUCAGGGAAUGUAAAGACUGGCAUGUUUCUGGAUCAAUACAGAAGAACACUCAUUACAUGAUGAUCUUCGAUGCUUUUGUCAUAUUGACUUGUCUGGCCUCAUUGAUCCUUUGCACACGAUCAGUAAUUAAAGGAAUUCGGCUCCAAAGGGAAUUUGUAAGCUUUUUCCUAUAUUAUUAUAAGAAAGAAGUGCCUUUCAGUGAUCAAAUGGAAUUUGUCAAUGGAUGGUACAUCUUGAUUAUGGUUAGUGAUGUCUUAACUAUUGUUGGAUCAACUCUAAAGAUGGAGAUACAAGCCAAGAGUCUGACAAGUUAUGAUGUCUGUAGCAUACUCCUAGGAACAUCCACUAUGCUUGUAUGGCUUGGAGUCAUUCGCUAUCUAGGUUUCUUUCAGAAGUAUAAUGUAAGGAUCUCCUGGGAUCUUCGUACUGUUGGUAUUUAUUCUGUUUGUUGCUAUAAGGGGACUGGAAGAAGUGUCUGGUUAAAUUCUUACUGUUUGUAUUGCUUUGUGCAGCUUCUCAUCCUAACCCUGCGAGCAGCACUACCCAAUGUAAUGAGGUUCUGCUGUUGUGCUGCUAUGAUCUACCUGGGCUAUUGUUUCUGUGGAUGGAUUGUACUGGGACCAUACCAUGCGAAGUUUCGCUCUCUGAACACAGUUUCUGAAUGCCUUUUCUCAUUGAUCAAUGGAGAUGACAUGUUUGCCACCUUUGCAAAAAUGCAGCAGAAAAGUUACUUGGUUUGGUUAUUCAGCAGGAUCUACCUCUACUCCUUCAUCAGUCUGUUCAUCUAUAUGGUGCUGAGUCUUUUCAUUGCACUCAUUACAGAUACGUAUGAAACAGUCAAGCACUACCAGCAAGAUGGCUUUCCAGAGACAGAACUUCAGAGAUUUAUAGCACAGUGCAAAGACUUACCGAACUCUGGCAGGUACAGGUUAGAGGAGGAGAGUUCUGCAUCUCUCUUCUGUUGUUGUAAUGGUUGUAGCGAACAUAUUUAAUGGAUUAUGGGAGUGUAUCACGGAGGCUUUAAAGUAGCACACAUUGGAAGAAUUGGACAACAGAUCUUCUGGAAAACCUUAUAUCUAGAGCUUGAAUUUGCUUUUCUUGAGAAACAGUGUAAGCCUGUGCCAGAAGCUUAUGCUAAACUUACAGACUUUUUGAUUAGACACUCACUGCUAAUUCAGGGGGUUUGGGUGUUUGUUUAUAUUAGCUUUAUUCUAUUUGUUUUCUCAGUUAAAUUGUGCUAGAAUGCAAAGGGCAUCAAAAAGCUGUCUGUGUUCAGAGUCUUGGCUAGGUUAUAAGAGUAGACCAGAAAUGUAGUAACUUUCAACUAUAAUUAGAACUAGUGUUGGACAACUGCAGCUUUGAACACCAACCUAACCCUCAGUACUGCUGCCAUUAUCUGUCCAUGGUUGACCUGUUACUGAACGAAUGAAAGCUCGCUCUGGAGCUCUCAGAAUUUUUUGUUUAUUUGCACUCAUAGUAAAAAUAAAAACUAUGAAUUUGGUGUAAUUUUUUUCCGGAGUCAUUACAGUGAGUUGAUACACAAACC
Manacus vitellinus (golden-collared manakin) is the source of this 2342-nucleotide messenger RNA. It is a transcript of the gene MCOLN3, whose product is annotated as mucolipin 3. Lineage: Eukaryota; Metazoa; Chordata; Aves; Passeriformes; Pipridae. The transcript has 12 exons. The record is from RefSeq and is a predicted model, not a curated record. Bases 1 to 1788 code for a protein of 595 amino acids. Gene Ontology annotation, molecular function: NAADP-sensitive calcium-release channel activity. Gene Ontology annotation, cellular component: plasma membrane; lysosomal membrane.